Seriola aureovittata is the source of this 2627-nucleotide messenger RNA. Its product is annotated as SAM pointed domain-containing Ets transcription factor-like. Gene Ontology annotation, molecular function: DNA-binding transcription factor activity, RNA polymerase II-specific; sequence-specific DNA binding. NCBI's taxonomy places the organism in Eukaryota, Metazoa, Chordata, Actinopteri, Carangiformes, Carangidae. The coding region runs from base 1 to 978 and encodes 325 amino acids. Gene Ontology annotation, cellular component: nucleus. The transcript is spliced from 5 exons. The record is from RefSeq and is a predicted model, not a curated record. Gene Ontology annotation, biological process: cell differentiation; regulation of transcription by RNA polymerase II.
AUGGGGAGUCCAGGUCGUGAACACAUGGGGUGCACUGCACACUCGCCUCUGUACAUCACUCACCCCCACAUUAACCCCAGGGUGGCCUGGUUGGAAGAGGCGGAGGACAUCAAACCGCCCCGUGGUUUGAUUGGGCUCCCUGAGGUCAGCUGGCCGGGGAUCUACGUCCCCUGCUACGACAGAUUAGUCAUGGAGGAGAACCCCUGGGUGCUAGGGAUGACAGAGGCCCCCGCUCCUGCUGCUCCUCCCUCCAGGGCUCCGGAGGUGAGCCCUCCUGCACCCAGCCAAGCCCAGGACUCCUCUUCUGAGGUGGAGGGUCAGGUGGAGGAGCGCUGUCUGGAGCAAGUCCGGACCAUGGUGGUGGGAGAGGUGCUGAAAGAUGUUGACACAGCCUGCAAGCUGCUCAACAUUGCUCCAGAUCCUUUAGACUGGAGCUGUGCUCAUGUUCAGAAGUGGCUGCUCUGGACCGAACACCUGUACAAGCUGCCACAAGUCAGCACAAUGUUUCAGGAGCUGACCGGGAGAGAUCUGUGCUCCAUGACGGAAGCACACUUCAGACAACACUCCUUGCAGUUUGGAGAUGUGCUGUAUGCUCACCUGGACAUCUGGAGAUCUGCUGCAGCGAUGAAGGAGCGCUGUCCACCAGAGGACAGAAAAUCUGCAGCUGAUGAUGAUUCCUGGUCAGAUGUGAUGUGUAACUACCCCAGCCAGCCCAUCCACCUGUGGCAAUUCCUUCAAGAGCUUCUCCUCAAGCCGCACAACUACAGCCGCUGCAUCCGCUGGCUCAACAAAGAGAAAGGAAUUUUCAAAAUAGAAGACUCAGCUCAUGUGGCCAGACUGUGGGGCAUCAGGAAGAACCGCCCAGCUAUGAACUAUGACAAACUGAGUCGCUCUAUACGCCAGUACUAUAAGAAAGGAAUCAUCCGGAAGCCCGAUGUUUCCCGUAGACUAGUCUACCAGUUCGUCAACCCUGUAUGAUGAAGGAGAUCAGCUGAUCAGAAGACAAUUAUUAGCUCAGGGCCAACCAAAAAUAUGCUGGACAUACGGUAGAAGUAACGUGAACUCUGAAGCUUAUUUGUAUAUUGUAUUUGAUGUUUCAUGCCAAUUGUAUAGACUGCCUACUGAAACAUGCACUCCUGCCUAUCAUAAUUUCAUUCUAUUUUAUAAUUCUUAAAAAGUGGAUUUUAUUUUGUCUCUUUGUUGUCUUUAGCACUCAUGUUUAACAUUACUCUUCGGUGUGAUGUUUGGUUUCUCAAAGGACUUUUUUUUUCUUCUGACUGAGGAAACAUAAAAAAAAAAAACUAAAUAUGCCUUUUCCCUUUAUUGCAGAAAGUUUGAUGAAAAGAUUCAAAUGUCCCAUGUACACUUAAUUCUGGUGGUAGCAGUCAGAUAGCUUAGAUUAGCAUAAAGACUGGAAACAGUGUGAAACAGCUGUCGCUGCUCUGUCCAGUUAUAAAAAGUCUGUAUAUGAGCACCUCUAUAUUUCACUGACACAUUAUGCUGUGUCAUCUUUGUGUAAUUCAUAAUAAAACAAAGUGUGGCUUUAAGGGCUCGUAGGGUCUUUUGUUACUUUUGGACAGAGGUAGACUAGUGUUUCCAGUCCUUGCUAAACUCCGUGCUAAGCUAACUGGCUGCUGGCUCCAGCUACAUUAUUGUACAGACAUGAGAUUAGUAUCUUCUCAGCUAACUCUUUGCAAGAAAGAGAGUUUUUAAGUGUAAUUCCCAAAAUGUAGAACUAUUCCUUUAAACGAUGACACUUCCUAUUAUUCCCGGGUGUCGAGAAUAUUUAGAAGUUGCAGAACAAUGCCAAAGUAAGUGAAUAUUUUAUUAAACCUGCUGUGAUAAAUAGUCCUUACAUAUCAUUCUUUAAGUUUAUGUUCAAGAUCUACAAUAAAGCAUUAACUUAUUACCAGGUGUUGUCCCUUUAAAAGCAGAAACAAGAAAUACUCCAAUAAAACACUCACGUGCAGUCCAUACAAAAAACACACUGACACUAACUUUUUUUUUUUCAACAAACUUGUUUCCCUUUCAUACCAAUAUCGCAAUAUUGACACCAUCACAACAAAUUUGAUUUGGGUUUUUCAUCACUAUCAUCAUUAUUAUCUGUGAUCAUAAUCAUCUUUAUGCAUAUUUAAAUGAACUUCUUGUUACAUCAAGAUGAACAGGCACUACACCAGUUAGGAGAUAAAAGUACAUCACUAACUAUGAACAUACAUCUUCUAGACCGCUAAUAUAGGGUUUCCACAACAUGAGCUGCUGUCCCCUGUGUGCAUAAGGAAGAGAUCAUCAACAUAAAAAAGCAUUUACAUGUACACCUUUUUACUGCCUCAACAUGGUUAGGUCUCAUUUUCAACUCAACACAGUUGUACAGUUACAAUAGAAUAUAAUCUUUAAAUUACAUCAUCAUAUACAAAUCUGACAGCGUGGGAUAACGUCACGCUUUUAUGAUACACUGACAAUUCCAUUGCAAUGAAAUUCAUACGAUAUGGUACCUAUUACUUAAUAUGUUUUCCAUUGCUGUUAUUUUAAUGAAACACAUUUACAUGUAUAACACUACAUUUUGUCUUAAUAGUCAAUCACUUGCAUUUUUUUUUUUUUUUUACAUUUUUUCUGUUACAUUUACACAA